AUGGAGGUGAAGGCAAAGCCGGCGAGGGGCGGGAAGAGGACCAGGGCAAGCGGCGGCACGGCUGGUGCGCCGACGGCAAAGGUACUGAUGGAGAAGGAGUCAGAGAAAGAGAGGCGGCAGCACAUGAAGAGGCUCUGCGAGAAGCUCUCGUCCCUCAUCCCCAAAGAAGACAACCCCCACGCUGAUACAAUGACCCAACUAGGCAGCCUGGAUGUGGCCGCAUCAUACAUCAAGAAGCUCAAGGAGAGGGUCGAUGAGCUGCAACGUAAGAAGACCUCUGUGCAAGCCAUGGCUACCUUAGGGGGAGUUAGUGGCAUCUCAACGCCCACUACCACCACAACCAAAAGCAGCGGUGCGGGGUCACUGGACGGAGAAAAAUAUUUGGAGGCAUCACCAACAGUAGUGGAGGUGCGACAACCCGACGAUUCAAGCAUGGAGGUGCGGCUGAUAUGCAGCACGAAGAGACCGAUCAAGCUCCAUGAGGUGAUCACCAUCCAUGAAGAAGAAGGGGCCGACAUCGUCAACGCCAAUCACUCUGUUGCUGGCCACAAAAUACUUUACACUAUACACUCCCGGGUACGUACAUAUAUAGGUAUAGUUACAUAUAGGCCUUCAGCACCAGAAUUGGCAUAG
Molecule: messenger RNA, 633 nt
Organism: Triticum aestivum (bread wheat)
Lineage: Eukaryota; Viridiplantae; Streptophyta; Magnoliopsida; Poales; Poaceae
Exons: 3
Coding region: 1-633 (210 amino acids)
Biological process (GO): regulation of transcription by RNA polymerase II
Cellular component (GO): RNA polymerase II transcription regulator complex
Molecular function (GO): RNA polymerase II transcription regulatory region sequence-specific DNA binding; protein dimerization activity; DNA-binding transcription factor activity, RNA polymerase II-specific
Source: RefSeq, a predicted model, not a curated record